AUGUCGAAAUCUGAUCUGGAGCAAAGCUCAGACUCUGAGGCUAUCGCUAAACCAACACCAUGGCAACGAUUCAAGGCACACAUGAAGAAAUGGUGGUGGAUUUAUCUCAUCGCGUUCUGUAUCAUAGUCCUGGUGAUUAUACUACCGAUCAUCUACGUUGGUAUCCCCCAUUUCGCCAGCCAAUACAUCAACGACUACGACUACGACUACGAAGGACUUGAAAUCACGAAUCCCCGACCAACGGCGUUCCACGUCAAGCAGAAGAAAUCGAUGAAUAUGGGAGGUGGCUUCAGCGGCAGUGGGUAUCUAACCGCUUUCAACGCGAGUAUUCGCGUCCCAGACACCAACCAGGAGAUGGCUGUCUUUCCUGUCCCGCGAAUCGAUUUCAAUGGCGGUGCCACCUUCGACAUUGACCAGGACUUGGACCUGGCUUGUGUUGAUUGCCUGGCCAAUAUUGCUGUUUCGGCGGCCACCGACAAGAGUUUCGCUGUGUUGGCCACCGGCGAUCCUGAUCUCAAAUUCGGCGCGCUGCCAACGGCGCAUUUGAAUAUUCACAAGAUUUUGAAUAUGAAUGGAUAUAAUGUAACGGAAUUUGUCAAUAAGCCGGGCGCCUUCAACGUGACUAGUUUGGAUCUCCUCGAUCCCCCAGUCGACGGAUACAACUUUAACGCAACCAUAUCAGUGCGCAAUCCCACACCCUUCAGUGUGGAAAUGGGCCAUGCCACUUUCAACCUCACCUUAGGAGGCAACGCUCUCGGAUACGUGGAUUUGCCUAACUUGAUGCUUCAAAAGGACAGCACUAGCACGAUGGUACUCGGACAGGUCGACAAGUCAAAACUCUUCGACGAGGUUUUGGGUCGGAAAGGCUAUAAUGUGACAAUUGGUGUUCACGGUCACAGCUGUGAUUAUAAUGGGCUGGAUAUUCCGUACUUCAGUGCGGCGAUCAAGGCUAUCAACGCAUCUGCGGAGAUUGAUCUGUGGAAAUACGCAUCCAGUCUACUGGGAUAG
Aspergillus wentii DTO 134E9 is the source of this 1008-nucleotide messenger RNA. Its product is annotated as DUF3712 domain-containing protein. Bases 1 to 1008 code for a protein of 335 amino acids. Gene Ontology annotation, cellular component: fungal-type vacuole membrane. The record is from RefSeq and is a predicted model, not a curated record. The transcript has 4 exons. Lineage: Eukaryota; Fungi; Ascomycota; Eurotiomycetes; Eurotiales; Aspergillaceae.